AUGCAGCUGCCCGACAUGACCGUGCAGAAGGGCUCUGUGAAGCUCGUCAUGAAGAGAUGGGAGUCCGCCAGUGCUCUGACACCCAGCCUGGCCUUCCAACGCCUGCCAGCCCCACAGUCCCUGGCACCAGAGAAAACCAGCCGUGGCAGCAGCGUGGAGGAAAUCUCGGUAGAGAGCGGGAGGAUGGAUGUGACCAAGGAGGAGCCCCUGGGUGGCCCUCGCCAGACUGAUACCUUCCCCAUCUCUGUCAAGGAGCUGCAGAGCCACUUUGAGACCCUGGGUCGCAGGAAGGAAGCAGAAAGUGGCAGAAGCUCACUGCCACCAGCACUGACCACUCAGCCUGGGAGCCAGACAGACAUUUCUCUGAUGGAAAUGUCCAGCGUGAAAUGGGGGAGGGCAAUCUUUGAGAAGAUGUCCUCAGGCAAUGGACAGACCAUCAACACCGAAGUGGAUGCUUGCAAAGCUGUAGGAGGACUUCAAGAAGAGAGCCCUCCACACACUGGAAACACGCUGAUGGAAUUCCAGGAGAAUGUCUCCUUGAAAGACAAAAUGGCUCUCUAUCAGGCUGCAGUGUCAAAGGCGGAGAGCAGCAACCGCUUUGCUGAUGAGAACUCAAGUACCACUCAGCUCCCACUAUCAAGCAGCACCAGGGAAGCUGAGUGCAGUGCAACGGCCACCAAAGAAGCCCCACUGGAAGCCUUUCAAAGCCAAGAGGUUUCUCUCGGGGAGCAAGUGACUCCAGAGACAAAUGGGGCUUCUACGCUGACCCAGCAUACUGAUGAAGCAGUAAUCAAUGCAGCUAUGAACAAGGAGGUCCCAAAGACUUCGACAGAUGUUUGUGACCAUCAGAUGGAAAAGACAACAGAGGAAAACACUGUUCCCAAAGACAGAGAGACUGCAACAUCUGCACAAGAUGGCAAGUUUCCCAGAUGCACAGAAACUCUCAACUUGAGGAAAACUGAAGACAAGUGUCCAAAAGGUGAGGGCUAUCCGGACCAGACCAUUCCACUGGCACGGCCGAGGGAAGCACUACGCCAGCCCAGAAGCAACAUGCCGUCUGCUGCUGCCAGAAUGAGAGCCAUGAACGAAAUCAUCAAGGGCCAUGGACAUUCUGUAAGACGGCCACGUCACCAAGGAGCUGCUGGGCUGCCAGUUCAAAGUGUCUGUGAAGAAGAAAACCCAAAGGUUCAAAGAGGUGACAUCUGUUCAGAGGGGAGGCUCCCUAAGCCUAAAGAGCCGCAGAUGAGGGAGCCACUGAGAGUGCCCAAAAGCAAAAGCACUUGUGCAGCUUCCAGAAUUAAGGCAAUCAACGACAUCCACAGGAAUCUAAAACAUUCCCAAAGGCGUCCAAACCAGGAAGGAGCUGCUUUUCUGGUGGAGGAUGUGCAAGGGCUCAAAACCACAGACUCCAACCUAAAGAACAAAGACGCCAGCUUCAUGGUCUAUGUGUUGUGCAGUAAUGCACAACAAGUUGACAAUAAAGAGAUGAAAUGACU
Cygnus olor (mute swan) is the source of this 1496-nucleotide messenger RNA. RefSeq lists its product as uncharacterized. The record is from RefSeq and is a predicted model, not a curated record. Bases 1 to 1494 code for a protein of 497 amino acids. Lineage: Eukaryota; Metazoa; Chordata; Aves; Anseriformes; Anatidae. The transcript is spliced from 7 exons.